Molecule: messenger RNA, 955 nt
Organism: Closterium sp. NIES-67
Lineage: Eukaryota; Viridiplantae; Streptophyta; Zygnematophyceae; Desmidiales; Closteriaceae
Source: the annotation of a GenBank genome assembly
AACUUUGAUUGAACCUUUUGAGAUUGAGUUAAGUUCUCCUCCUACAGCUUACCCCCUAAUGCGUCGAAAGCCAUAGCGUCGCGAAUACUUCAUCAAUCAACGUGAUUCAAAUUGGGAACGGUAGCUGAGAUUAAGAGCUACAACAUAUCCAAGUUUCGCGACAUUCCAACGGCUAGUUUUUCGUCGACGUUGUUUCUUGUGAAGACGACUUUUCUGUCCAGAAUUUCGGAUUUAUAUUUUGAGUAAUUCUAGUUCCUAAGUUCACCUAGACUCCGUCCUUAAUCCUAACAAGUGGUAUCAGAGCUGUAUUAAGGACGUUGAGAGGAGUCUACAGAAGUGUGAAGACCCUUCUAGACCCACCAUGGCCUGUGGGUGUGCCUAAGUGGUGUUCUAAAGGUUGGAUGUGUCUUCCGCUAAGGGAAACUCUGCCGAAAUUUCGUGGACGCCGACACUUGUGAAAAUAUCGAGGGAGCUGAGUGUGGACAGCAAAGGGGGGCUGAAAUUCGUCGCCCUUGUGAAGAACAGGGUGCUGGCUACAGUUGGAGAUAAGGAGUGGAUCCCAUAUGUCAAGUGGUAUGGGAGUGCUCCAACUGUGAACAUGCUGAGGGCAUUUGGGUGCAUGGUGGUGUUUCAUGUGCCUAAGGAGAAAAGGGGGAAGUUGGAGGCUUCUGGAAGAUGGGGUGUGCACUUGGGGAUUGCAAAGGAUCACAAGGGGUGGCUGCUAUGGGACUUGACCACCCAGAAGUUGACACUGUCAAGGGAUGUGAAGUUUCUUGAGUCCCUGUACUACAAGGAAUGGAAGCAGCAGCAACAGAAGCUUCCAUCUACACCGCUCAUUGUGGAGGCAGAUGAGGUGCAGCAGCCUUCAAGACAGGUGGAGGUUGCAGUGUCAGAGGAGGAGAUGUCUGGGAUUCUUGAACUUUGAUUGAACCUUUUGAGAUUGAGUUAAGUUCUC